Molecule: messenger RNA, 4412 nt
Organism: Etheostoma spectabile (orangethroat darter)
Lineage: Eukaryota; Metazoa; Chordata; Actinopteri; Perciformes; Percidae
Gene: mfsd6l
Product: major facilitator superfamily domain containing 6-like
Exons: 2
Coding region: 288-2105 (605 amino acids)
Cellular component (GO): membrane
Source: RefSeq, a predicted model, not a curated record
AGGUGUAGACCAUAGACCCGAAGAAAACGAGUGGUCCUCGCGGUACCAGGUGUGCUGCUCUCCCUCCCCCUCCCGCCCCCCCAGGCCGGGGACUAGGUUAUAAAACUAGCUGAGAACCGGCGGUUCACCGUGGAAGCGAUGCGGGACUACGAGGUGGAAGGUGGUCGGUAAAAACAGUUUAAAGAACUUUGUGCGGACUCAAAGCGAGAGAGUGAGAGAGAGGGAGAGAGAGAGAGGGAGAGAGAGGAAGUUAAAAAGUUUGAAUGUGACGCCGUGAGCUGCCGACCAUGAAGAGGAACAAGCAGAUCGACAUCAAGCGCUCCCUAGCUCUGGCCGGGACCUUCCACUUCCUGUGCUGCUGCGCUCGCGGCUGCCUGCUCCCCUUCCUCACGCUGUACUUCCGACAGCUGGGUCUGACCCCCGCCAUGACGGGCGUCGUCAUGGGCACCAAGCACCUCAUAUCGCUGGUCUGGAGCCCCGCGGCGAGCCUGCUCUCCAAACACUACAACAAGAGGCGCAUGGUGAUCAUCGGCUCCCUGGUGUGUUCGGCCGCGGCCGCUGUGGCUCUGCUGCUGGUCCCGCCCGCCCACGUUGGCACGCGGGCCGCCGGCUGUAACGCGUCGGAUCUGAUCAGCGGCCCAACUCAAAGUCUGGCCGCUGAUCUGCUCAGGAGCAGCGUUGCCCCGGCGACGAUGACAACGACAUCGACUAGAACUCGCCCUGAAAACGCCACGGCUCCCGUUUCCACUCCUGGUCUCCCUCGUCCCGCGAAGACUGUCGUUGACACUGAAUCUGCUCCCGUUCCGACGAGCAAAACUGCACCGAAUCGGCAUUAUGACGACGAUGGAUCCCAUCCUCGGCUGUCAGAGAAGAACGCGUCCGGGGAUCCAAACCUUGCGCCCCGUACCAUCGGCUCUUCCACAGCUGCAGUGAGGAAUAAAAGGUCCAGCUUUAGCUUCUUCUCAGGGUCCGGAGAAAAGCAGGAAGAGACCAAAGAAAGCCGUUUGGGUUUUCUGGGCAGCCUAAAAGUGAUGGACCCUCAACACCAGCUCUUCUUCUUGACGCUCCUCAUCGUGUCGGUGUGGGAGUGCGCGUCGGCGCCUCUGGACUGGACGGCAGACGACGGCCUGUACGAGUACCUGGACCUGGCGUAUGCCGCGGAGCGCUACAGCAGCACCCGGGUGUGGGGUUUACUCGGCGCGGCGUGUGGGGUCGGGGGAGCGGGUGUGCUGGUGAGCCGGCUACGCUGUCUCUUGGCGUAUCAGAUGCCAAGGAGCGCCGUGCAUUUCCUCUGCUACGCUAGCCUGGCGGUCCUGGCUUUGCCCGCCGCCGCCUGCCUCCCAUUGUACCUGAACAAGAAGCGAGACCGGGCCACCGGGCUCUUCAAAGCCGUGCAGCUGGUGCGCGGCUCCCCCCUCGCCGCGCUCUGCGCCGUCACCACGCUGCUGGUGGGUGCGGCGGCCUCGGCCGUGGACAACUUCCUGCUGUGGCAGAUGCAGGACCACGGGAGCGGGGAGCUGCACAUGGGGCUGUCUCUGGCCCUCGCUGGACUCUCGCAGGCCGCCUUCCCGCUGCUCGCCCGCCGCCUCUCGAAGCUCCUCAGCCCCGGGCGGGUGCUCGUCGUCGGGGCUGCGAGUCUCGGGCUGCAGUGCUUCUACUACUCCUUCCUGUGGGCGCCGUGGGCCGCGCUGCCCGCCCAGGUGUUGAGCUGCCUCAGCGGCGGCGCCCUCUGGUGGGCCGUGAAGGUCCAGUGCGCGGAAGUCGCCACGCCGGGGGCCGAGAAGAGCGUGAGCCGGGUCUACGGCGCGCUUUCGCUCCACCUGGGGAGCGGGCUCGGCAGCUUGGCCGGAGGCUUCGUGGUGCAGCAGUUCGGGCUGACGUGGCUGUUCAGAGGCGCGGCGGUGGGCGUGAUGGCGUGGUGCGUGUGUCUGCCGCUGCUCCAGUGGAAAGCCCCACGCCAGCGCCGGAUCAACUAUUCUCGCCUGCUGGCGGCCGGGGCGAGUGAAGCCAGCGACUCUGAGUCCGAGCAGGAGAGGGACUGGCUCGAAAAAGCAAUGGAGGACGACCGGAGCAAUAACAACUGUGGACGGAGGAUAGAAAACUGAAACCACAGUGGGAGAGGACACAGAGACACUUUAAAGACUGCAGUGGAUAAAAGGCAUUUAUCUUUACAAAACCAAAUCAUUUCUAUCGGUAUGAAAAUGAUGAUAAAUUUCCCACCAGGUCUGUUACAAAAAUGUCUCUCUUCAUCGUCAGGUAGCGCAGCUCAAAGCCGGGUAGUUGAUGUCCUACUUCGACAGCUUUAAUUCAAAUUAAAGUGCUGCAAAAACCGAUUAUUUUCAUUGUUGAUUAAUCGAUUAGUUUGGUCUAUAACAUUUUCAGAAAAUGUUUCCCAAAGUCCAAGAUGACAUCCUCAAGUCUUCAGUUUACUGUCACAGAGGAGUGAAGAAACUAGAAAACCUUUUUUUAUUACUUUUUUUUUUUUUUAGGAAAAAAUAACUUGAUAGUUGGCGAUUUCUGUAAUAGUUGACAACUAAUCGAUUAACCGUUGCAGCUCUAGUGUUGACUUUUAACUCAUGAUUGCUCAUAGCUCUUUCAUCAGGGUUUAAUGUUGUGACAUCCCGUUUUUAGGUCAUCUAAAAAAAAAUCUUAGUCAACUAACACUUACACAAUUUUGUCGAUUAGUCGAUUUAAUCGUUCCUCCGCAAAGAAUAAUGCUACAGCACCACUUUAACAUUUAGCAUGGAACUAAAAGAAAUAAAAGAAAGGGACUAAUUGACCUAAAGAAGUCUUUGUCGACCAAAGUGACCGAUUAAUCGAUUAAUCAACUAAGAAGGGGCAGCCCCACCCAUUUGAUCAGAUACAGACUGAUGGACUGGAGGAUCCAUCUCUGUGCACCUGAGCCUUCGCACCUGUACUUCAGCGUAAGCAAUCGUGCUUUUCUUAAAGCAAACAAGGUAGCAGGAUUAUGGGCGGGUAGAGGACGGACUCGGCUCAGUCACCGUGGCGAUAGACGCCUCCUUAGUGGGAAUGUAAACACAAGCUGUGUGCACAUGGUGAGGCUAAAGUAGACUGUGUUCCUGUUUCACCCCACCCCAAACCGUCUGUUUAUCUUCCACUAAAGUCACUCAUUGUUCUUUAUUUUGGGCUGUGUGAACUGAUGAAAUGGUUAAAGCAGCUCAGUUAUGUGUAUUUAACUGCACAUUCAAACUAUGGCUGUUCUCACUUGGCGUCUUUUUUUUUUUGUCAAGAAAAAGUUGACUUCUCUUUAUUCCAAAUAGCAGCCGAGAGCGUCUUUUGUUGCUAUAACUACUGCUUCAGUAUCCUAGCUAAAACGCCAUGUGGCGCAGUGCUAACGUUAGCGGCAAAGCAAGCUAGAGAAAGAACAAAGAGAGAGAGCAGUGCUAACAUUAGAUAAAACAAAGCGGUGGAGCGAGCUAGAGAAAAAACAGAGAGAGAGAGCAGUGCUAACUUAGAUAAAACAAAGCGGCGGAGCAAGCUAGAGAAAGAACAGAGAGAGAGAGCAGUGCUAACAUUAGAUAAAACAAAGCGGUGGAGCGAGCUAGAAAAAGAACAAAGAGAGAGCAGUGCUAACAUUAGAUAAAACAAAGCGGUGUAGCGAGUUAGAGAAAGAACAGAGAGAGAGAGCUGUGCUAACAUUAGAUGAGAGAGAGAGAGAAUUGCUAGCAUUAGAUGAAACAAAGCGGCGGAGCAGGAGACUGGUGCUGCUAACGUUUCAUAAAACAAAGCGAGGUCCCUGUACAGGGAGCACACGGUCAUAACUCGCUGCGCUCAGACUCCAUUUUUUUUUUGUUAUGAAAACGACAGGUCUGGCUACUCUGCUUGUCAUUGGUCGGCUGUCAAAAAAAAGCGCCUGACAUAGUUUUUUUUUCUUCUUCUUCAUAAAAGUUUAACUUUUUUCCACUUUAAAAAGAUGCUCCGAGCUGCAGAAAAGAAGUCCUCGACGCUGUUUAAAAAAGCGCUCGGGACGUUUUUGAAACCCGGUUUACUCCGUAGGAUUGUAAUUUAAAACAGAAGCUGGCAACUUGAAAACAGACGCCAAGCGUGAACAUGGCCUCAGAUUCUUUUUGUUGACGUGAACAGACGCAUUUGUGACAAAAUGUUGGUCUAAUCGUUUUUUUCUGAACACACCUCAUGUCAAACGGUCCAUUGUAACCCGUCACAUACACAACAUACAUUAGUUUGAAGAGAAAGCGUUGCCUUAGGUUCAAAAUCCCAAAUGUGGAUUACACAUACUACACUUUUAUGGAGUGAGAUCACAUGUAAUACAAAUAUAAAAGGCUGUAAUGUAAUAUUCUUUGUCCAGAAAGUUGUUGUAUGUCUAUGUUGUAUUUAAGUCUUCAGCCUGUUACAGACCUGACUACUGUGAAGAGUAAACUGUUCCUGCUAAA